UCUUUGAAGCCAUUCUUCUGAAAAAGACAAAGGGCCCUAAACACCAACUAUACAGGAGGGAAUAAGACCUGAAGACCUACUAUAAGCCUUUGUCUCCCCCUCAUAUGCAUGGACACAAGUUUCAUAUUUUGACCAUGAUUCUGUGGAUGGCCCUGUCUAUAAGCUUCAUCCUUUUCACUCAAAGCAUUGACACUGAAAGAAGCAAUAACUAUGUUGUUGUUGAUGGAAAAAUCAACUUAACAUUUCAUUGCAACGUUAGUGAAGCAAAGGAGGUAUUCAAGGUAGCUUUGAAAAAGGGGCUUAGUAAAAAAAAGACUAUCUGUGAAGGAUCGUUCAACUCUUCCCACCUGCCAUUCCAGCACCACAACUGUUGGGUCACGCCUACAGAAAGCAGUGUCACAUUUUCUCUAUGGGACCUGACUGAGAAUGAUACUGACAUUUAUUACUUCCACAAAGAAGAGAUGUACCCACCUCCCUAUACAUCCAAUGAUGACAAUGGCACCAUCAUUCGUGUGAAAGGUAACAGAUGUUCUUCCAUCAUCAUCAUUCAUGUGAAAGAAAAUGUGUUGCCAAAAAGUAUUCCAGUGCAACUGCUGUCCCCUUGGCCUAUGCUUGCUACAGUUGUAUUAGCAGUAUAUAGCACUUGUAUCACGGUAGCAUUUUUUUACGUUUUGAAAAAAGAAAGGAAAACAAGGAUUUCACAGAGUGAAUACAUUAAUGUUGUCCCACGUUGGCCAAAGCAUCACCAGCAAUGCAUUCCAGCUCCAAAGCACUCUCAAGCUCAUUGACUGCUAUUUAAGAUGACCUGAUGUAAAAUAUAAAAAUGGUUUAGGGACUGCUUAACCAACAUUGCAGCAGCUUGUGGUAUCUGGAUAACUGUACAUGACUAUGGAAUCUAUUUUUUUCUCCGGUUUCUCUUGAUAACUAGAUUGAUAUUGAGAUAAAGAUAGUAACAGAUAGUAACAAAUGCUGAUUUGAUUAAUAAACAUUAAUAUUAUUGUUAUGGA
Molecule: messenger RNA, 1007 nt
Organism: Spea bombifrons (plains spadefoot toad)
Lineage: Eukaryota; Metazoa; Chordata; Amphibia; Anura; Pelobatidae
Gene: CD28
Product: CD28 molecule
Exons: 4
Coding region: 105-788 (227 amino acids)
Biological process (GO): regulation of T cell proliferation; T cell receptor signaling pathway
Cellular component (GO): external side of plasma membrane
Source: RefSeq, a predicted model, not a curated record